AUGGAUCAGAAGGUGGGUCCGAGAAGUUCAGCGCCGGGGUGGAACACGUUUGGUCUUGUUGCCCCCAGCGCGCAGCCGCCUCGACAAACACUUCCCCAGCAUCCACAAGCGCAGCUUUGGCAUCUCGUCAUUCCACUUGCUUUGCUUGGCCUGUACUUCCUGAUUUAUGGUUGGAUUCGUUGCAAGCUCCAGGCAGACAGUCCGGAAAGAAGAUUGGCCGACCGCUGGCUUUGGUGCUGGCCUGCCCUGUACACCGGCCAGGCCUGCUUGUUCUACAAACUCGUGUUUGGUCCUUUUGUUUUGCUGCUUCACGCCCUGAGGAUUUACUUACCCCCCUGUGUUCACAUCUAUGCCUGGCGAGCCUAUUGGUUGCUUGGUGGCUGCUGCUCCUCUUUCUUCGUGGACCAGGACUUUCCACCAAACGAUGCUUCUCUUGGGAAGGUUUCUGGCGAUACAGCCAAUGAGUCCAGCGGGAAGCAGGGCGGCAGUACCAUUUGGGUGCGUGCGAUGCAUUUCUCCAGGAAUGACGGAGCCGAGCCAACUCAUCCAACCCUCGGAGAUUCGCACAUGCGUUUGUUUGAGGGCAAGAUCGAGGCGCAGGACAUCUUGCAGGGUGCUUUGGGUGACUGCUGGCUGCUCGCCGCCAUGGCAACCUUGGCCGAGCACGAGGGUGCCAUGAACGGACUCUUCCAUCAGUCCUGUGUGCAGCCUGAUGGAAAGUACAGCAUCAGGCUCUUUGAUCCUCAAGUCAAGGAGUGGAAGGUCAUCGUCAUAGACGAUUUCGUGCCGUGCACGGCUAGUCAGCAAGACCCCGGUGGCAUUGCAAGACUUGCAGACGGAAUGCCCAAGGCCAUGUAUGCUCGGCCUCACGGCAAGGAGAUUUGGACAAUGCUGUUGGAGAAGGCCUUUGCAAAGCUGUGCGGCAGCUAUGCUUCCAUCGAGGCCGGUAUCACAGAGUGGGGGAUUGCUGCAAUGACUGGCGGCAGUGCCUGGCGAUACGAGCGGGACGACCACACAUGGAACCGGAUGGACCUCGUAGCAGAAAAAGACUCAAAGGACAAGAGAGCAUGCGGCUUCAAGCAGGCAGGAGAGUCGCAUGACGACGAGGAGUUUUUCCUGCUGCUGAGAUACUACCAUCGGCAAGGAGCUGUCUUGUGCUGCGGAGGUGUCAAACCCGCUGGCCAGCAGCAAGGCCUGGUGGUGGGACACGCCUUCUCCCUUCUGCAGGUACGAGCUGUUUUCACCAGCUGGCACUCUGAAGAGUUCUUCCGUAUGGUACAAAUACGAAAUCCGUGGGGCACAGGGGAAUGGAAAGGGCCCUGGUCAGAUGCUUCUCCUUUGUGGGAGAAAUACCCGCACGUGCGAGAAACUUUGCAAUUUUCCGGCCGAGACGAUGGAACGUACUGGAUGCUACCUGUUUUCUCGGAGGAGGAUGCAGCAGGUCCUGUCAAGGCUUGCUUCCUCGGCUGCGCUCGUUUCUGGUGCUUGUGCGAAGGGCCUCGCCAUUUUCUCUUCACCCACGAGGCUUCCGCUGAGCAUGUAGAAAGCGAUGCCUUCCGACGAAGCUUCGGUUGUGAUCCGCGCGGAGCCUACUGCCGCUUGUGCGAGCGGGAUAUGGUACACAUAGACGGCGGUGAACUUGUUCAAAACGGACGUGAUCUCAGCCGUACUUGA
Messenger RNA from Symbiodinium sp. CCMP2592, 1674 nucleotides. The record is from the annotation of a GenBank genome assembly. NCBI's taxonomy places the organism in Eukaryota, Dinophyceae, Suessiales, Symbiodiniaceae.